UAUGCCCCACCCGCGGCCAAGCAAGCUUAAGGCGCGGGAGGGCAGUUUGAAAGACCCCAUGAAUGAGCCAGACUUGCUGAGGCUGGCUGGUUUGCCGGCCCAUCCAUGUGAGGGGGUGGAGCAACAAGUGGGAGGAGACUCCUCUGUCCCCCUCUUUCAGUUUCUUCCUGACUGCGUGAGAAGAGGUUGUCCUGAAGCAGGCAGCUGCUGAUCUGCCCUCCUUCAGGCCUGACGAAGCUUCCUCCCUCUUUCCAGGCUGUGUAGUAUGUCUUCCAGGAAGGGACAGGGAGGACCGAAGGGUAAAGGGCCUGCCAGGAGGGCCCUGCCCCAACAGCCUCUUCCACAGGAGACUACACUUGAGGAGGACACGGCUAACAGUGAGGGGGCCCCUACAUUACCAUCAGUGGGGGAAUUCGAAAGGAGGCCUGGUAUCCCUCCUCAGGCUUUGAGCCAGGCUUCAGAUUUAACAUCGGCAGAAGCAUUUAACAACAUGCUUUUGUCUCGCCUAGGAGCCCUAGUGGAUUGCUGGAGACGGCAUCAAUUACCAGUGCCGUCAUUGGUGCCGGAGAACAUGCCAGAUUGUGAUUCAGGUGUUGCUGUUCCGUCAACUUCCUGUGUUUCUUCCCAGCCUGGGCAGGCAGUGGCAUCAUUGGUCAGUGUGGGGGUUACUCCUCAACCCGUGGAACAGUCCACGUUAUCAACAGGUAGGGAACAUCUGGGAACUCCGGGGCCACUGGGAUUGUCACACCUAGAGGGGGAACCUCUGGUCCAGGAGGCCCCCUUGGGGACUACAAUAGUUUCUGAUCCACAGGAGGCUCCUGUGCUCCAGCAGUUGAGCAAUGUUGUGAGGGGAGCAGCUGCCGAGGGGAGCCCUGUUGCACAGCAAGUGGGCACUACUGCCUCUGGAGCAAUGGAUGUGCAGCAGGGGGCUCCACUGGUUCGGCAGGAGGCUGCAACAGGGGCUGUAUCAGUACCCCAGCAGCCUACACAGAUGUCCCAGCCCGGCACACAGCAGAGUAUCAGUGCAGCCACACUUUCUCAGCCACAGUCCUUGGUAGGGUCAGCAAUAUUAAGCCCUCCGUUGCCCUCUCAGCAUUUGGCCCCCCCAAGAGCUUUAGCAGGGACUUGGCCUUGGGGGUGUGUCCAGGCCCCUGCAGCCCCUGCAGUGCUAUCACAGUUGUCUCAGGCUCCUGCCUAUUCUCAGGUGGCACCUCCCGUGCCUCAGGCUCCUGUCUUUUCGCCUACAGUACUACCAGCGCCACAUCAGCCUCUUUCCUAUUUUCAGGUAGCACCAUUGGUGACCCAGGCUUCUGCUAUGUCUAGCACUAUGGUUUCUUCAGUGCCCCAAACUUCUACCUAUUCUCAGGUAGCACCAAGGGGCCCUCAGGCACCUGCCCUUCCUGGAGCAGUGGCCCCGGCAGGAAUUUCUCCAUUGCCUCAGGUUGCACCAACGGUGCCCUAUGUGCCUGCCUUUAUGGUUACAAUGGCCUCUGCAGCAGCAUUAUCAGUGCCUCAGGCGCCUAUAUAUUCUCAGACGGUAUCGUCUGUGUCCCAGGCACCUCCUUAUGUAGGUGUUACGCCCUCAAUUUCUACAGCAACAGGCACACAACCAAGCUUAGUAGUAGGACCUGGGUCACUUUCUGUCGGAAAUGCUCUGGCAGCUCCAACAUCAACAGCUUUAUUAAGUGGCGCCACUGCACACACCAAGCCACCAGGAGAUCCUCAGCCAGGACAAUUGGUUUAUGGACAGAGCUUGAUGGGGCAACAGCCCACCUUGCAAGCCUACUCGGCUAUCCCACCAGGUGACCUGACUAUGGAGAUAGGAGAUCACCUUACUCAGGGAACCAUUGAUAAAAUCUUGAGAGGGGAGUAUGUUGAUAUAUUUUCAUUAUUACAUAGGGAAAUUGAGAAAAAAGAUUGGGAACUACUGGAUGACAAAGAAAGGCAAACGGUGAAGAGACGAAAAGUGGAUAGAACCUGGCGUAACUGGUUAGCAGGUUAUAUUACCUACAUGGGAGUCAUUGUUAGGGUCCAGCCAUGGCGGGCUUAUGCCCUGACCAAAUACUUAGACAUUAUACAGAAAGCUUACGCAGACUAUCAAGGCCCCGCAUGGCUCUCUUAUGAUGAGGCUUUCCGUUUGAAGGCAGCCUCCUUUCCUACUUUGCCAUGGGACAGGCCAUUUCCUGAGAUGUGGAUGAGGAUCAUGAACUCUGCCCGCCCCAUGCUAGGGGACAGGUCACACAGUGGCCAUUUGUUGGCAAAGACUAGUUUUUCCCCUAACAAUGCUAGCUUCAAACAAGGGGAGCAGAAUAAACACUGCUGGGAAUUUGGGAUUCAGGGCAGUUGCAAUAGAAAGAUGUGCCGAUUUAAGCACGAGUGUUCAUUGUGCAAAGGACCGCAUUCCUUUCGUAACUGUUCAAAAGGACGCGGCAACGCACAAGUUGUGGGUCAGUCAGGCAAAAGAAACCAAAGUAAUGCCCAGGGGUAUCAAGGAACCUCCCAAUUACCUUCUAAAGGGCCCCAGCCCAAUUAAAUUGGAAAACAUGAAGGGCUGGUUGGCUGAUUACCCAAAUCGUAUUGCUGCCAGUUAUUUGCUACUGGGUUUUUCUGAAGGUUUUCGAAUUCCAUUUCAUGGGGAUAGGCGACCUUUUAAGUCGGGUAACCUCCGGUCCAUUGUUGGAAUGGAGGAUACAGUUCGCCACAAGAUACAAAAAGAGGUUUGGGAAGGACGUGUGGUGGGUCCCUUUGAGACCCCCCCUGUUCCAAAUCUGAGGGUCUCACCAUUGGGAAUUGUGCCAAAGAAGGCCCCUGGAGACUUUCGCCUCAUACAUCACCUCUCAUUUCCCAAAGGGGAGUCUGUAAAUGAUGCCAUCCCAUCCGAAUUAUGUUCAGUGCGGUACACGUCAUUCGAUGACGCUGUUUUGAGAGUUAGAAGGCAGGGUCCUGGAGCAGAAUUAGCAAAAUGUGACAUUAAGUCAGCUUUUCGCCUGCUCCCGGUUCACCCUCAGGAUUUUGAGUUACUGGGGUUCUGUUUUGAAGGGGCAUACUAUAUGGACAGAGCCCUGCCUAUGGGUUGUUCUGUAUCCUGUAAUGCCUUCGAGCAAUUCAGUUCAUUCUUGGAGUGGGCUAUUAGAAAGAAAUCUGGCCUUUCAGGGGUAGCACACUACCUGGAUGACUUCCUGUUCAUCGGCAAAGCAGGAACAGGUCAGUGCAGAUACCUAAUGCAGCAAUUUCACCAAUUGGCUGAUCACUUCGGAGUCCCCCUGGCACACGAGAAAACUGAGGGGCCAGCCACGGUACUCACUUUUUUGGGGAUUGAAAUUGAUACAGUGGCUCAUAGCUGUCGACUGCCAUUGGAUAAGUUAGAAAACCUGAAAGGUAAGUUAAGUAGUUUUUUAGGUCGCCGUAAAGCGACACUCAGAGAAUUUCAAGAGCUCAUGGGGCAUCUUAAUUUCGCCUGUCGAGUGGUUGCUCCAGGUAGGGCCUUUUUGCGUCGUUUAUGUGAGGCUACGUGUGGCAUCACCAAGCCCCACCACAGAAUAGCUAUAUCUCGGGGCAUCCGAGACGACCUGAUUACUUGGGCAGACUUCUUAUACUCUUACAAUGGUGUCUCUUUUUGGAGACAUGACUUGCAGUUGCGUGAUGCUCUGAAGGUCUCGUCGGAUGCCUCUGGAUCUGUGGGCUUUGGAGUUUACUUUAAUGGCCAGUGGUGCACAGAACGUUGGCCAGUUCAGUGGUCCUCUGCAGGAGUAUUAUCUGAUUUAACCUUUUUGGAGUUUUUCCCUAUAGUAGUAGCUGUUUGGCUAUGGGCCUCUGACUUCGCCAACAGUACAGUUCACUUUUGGUGUGACAACGCAGCCACAGUUCAGGUCAUUAAUUCAAUGACAUCACGGUCACCAAGAACAAUGCAUUUGCUUCGGGCGUUUGUUUUGCAGUGCCUCCGGUACAAUAUUGUGUUUUUAGCUCAUCAUAUUGCGGGAGUAAAUAAUGGUAUAGCCGAUGCUCUCUCCCGCCAACAGAUGGAUCGUUUCAGGGAGCUCACUCCGCAAGCAUCUGUGACCCCCACAGUGAUGCCUUACAGCCUAUGGAGCCUUGGCGGGGUGAGGUUAACCGGGCCAUCGGAAUCACUCUAGCUAACAACACCAGAGUGGGUUAUCGUAAGUCUGAAGAGGAAUUUGAGUCCUUCCGGUCUACACAUGGCCUCGGCAAUCCUUGGCCUAUCCCGGUAGAGCACAUCCUUCAUUUCUGUGUUUUCUUGCACAACAAGAGUUUGGCCCCAGCCACAAUUAGGAAUAAAUUGUCUGCAUUGGCAUUUGCCUCCCAAGCUCAAGGGUACCCAAACCCAACCAAUAGUUUCAGGGUUCGUAAGAUAUUGGAAGGGUGGUCCCGGGAACGGGGCACAGUAAAAGAUACUAGGGCACCACUGGGGCCAGCAACCUUAAAAGGUUUGGCAAACGUUUGGCCUGGGAUUUGUCAUUCUCACUUUGAGGCCCUGCUGUUCCAUGCUACCGCUCUGACAGCUUUCUUUGGGGCCCUGCGGGUAAGCGAAUUAGUUGCAAGAUCAUGCAGAGAUGACUCAGGCCGGGCGCUGAUGAUGCAGGACCUGGAGUUAGGGGCAGAACAGGCAAUCUUGCACAUUCGCUUUUCCAAAACAGAUCAAAAGGGUAAGGGGACUAAAGUGCAGUUACUUACCUGUGCAGAUGAGACCUUGUGCCCAGUGAGAGCCCUGCAUCGAUACAUAGAGGUAAGGGGAAGAGACCCGGGAUUCCUUUUUAGGCAUGCGAACUCCCUCCCACUUACAAAAUAUCAAUUUUGGAAGGUUACAUCAAAGGCACUACAAGUUUUGGGCUUGGGUGGGGUCAAUUUUGGAACUCAUUCCUUUCGGAUUGGGGCAGCCUCUACGGCGGUGGCCAUGGGAUUUAAAGACCAAGACGUUCAGCGCAUUGGGAGAUGGCGCUCAAACGCAUAUAGGCGUUAUGUGCGAUCAUUCCCAACAACAAAUCAGUGAUUUUUUGACCUUUUAUUAGUUUACAGAUGCAGACCACUUCGCAGGCGUGUCCUCAUCUGUGGCCAUAGUUUGGUGUUCUGGGCGGAGAGACAUGCUCGACGAAGUUACCUUGGAACCCAGUUGGGUUUGAGUGACCAGGUUAUAGUUGAAUGGUGGGGUAGAAGAGGACUCCGAUGGGGGGGCCUUCUACCAAUGUUAUUCAAGGAGAGGCGGGGACCUCCUCCCGAGAUGUUAAUUGUACAUUUGGGGGGCAAUGAUUUGGGUCUAUUAAAGGGAAAGGCACUAAUUCUUCAAGCCCAGAAAGAUUUCAAUCUCAUUAGGCAACGGUGGCCUGGAGUUCUGAUUGCCUGGUCAGCACUGUUGCCACGACUACGGUGGCUAAGGGAUUGUGAUCCCAAGAAACUCGAUGUGGCCAGGAGAAAGGUCAAUCGGGAAAUGAAAACUGCCAUGGGGCGGAGUGGGGGCUGUUUAGUCCCGCACAGAGAAAUUGUGUUCAAACGGCCGGAGUUGUUUAGGGCCGAUGGAGUUCACCUCUCAGAUGAGGGGAAUGUUUUGUUUGUGAGCGAUUUGAAAGAGGGAAUAAAAGAUAUGUUGGCCAGCCUAGUGGGAAAAAGGGACAAGGCAGACGCCUGACCCUUUUAGUGGCAUGUUUAAGGUUAAAUAGGUAUGGUAGGCACCGUGGCACCCCCCCUUAGGGGUGAAGGGUGGACUCCCACAAAAGUCCCCAUAAGUUUUCAUAAAAUGGGAGCUACCCUUGGGGCUGGAUUGAGGGUUCUCACUCUUGAAAGACUCUGUGGUUUGGGAGAGAGCGCCCUCAGGAUGGCCUUCCAACUAUGAUCGGCCGAGGGUGCAGACUAAGAAUUUUGGUCGGCCUUCGGGAUCCUUGGUGCACGCAUGUCCUUGGAGGUGGUCAGAGGGAGUGACACCUGGACCCGGGACAAGGCUCACUAGGUGGCCAUUUACCCAUGAUUUAUGUUUUGGUGUUUUUACAGAUUUUCCCUCUACAGGUUAUUACCAGUUCUUUCAAUAAAUAGGUCAGAAAAUGGCCCUUUAGAUCCAUUUUCUUGUGUCUGGCUCUUUAUUUCAUGGUGGGAGUUCAAGCCCCACCCGCGGCCAAGCAAGCUUAAGGCGCGGGAGGGCAGUUUGAAAGACCCCAUGAAUGAGCCAGACUUGCUGAGGCUGGCUGGUUUGCCGGCCCAUCCAUGUGAGGGGGUGGAGCAACAAGUGGGAGGAGACUCCUCUGUCCCCCUCUUUCAGUUUCUUCCUGACUGCGUGACCCACCCCCCCCACCCUAUGGACAGUGUGAGUAUAGACUGGUCGCGCAAGGGCCGGGUAGGAAUUUUUCCCCCCCAAGUUUGCAUUGGGGGGUUUUUCGCCUACCCCACACUGUUUCAGAUGGGUGUGGGAAUUGGCUUUGAGGUGGCGUCAUAUAAAUAGGUUUUCUUGAAUAUAUAAUAAGAUUCCAAGGCAUGUUUAAGGUUAAAUAGGUAUGGUAGGCACCGUGGCACCCCCCCUUAGGGGUGAAGGGUGGACUCCCACAAAAGUCCCCAUAAGUUUUCAUAAAAUGGGAGCUACCCUUGGGGCUGGAUUGAGGGUUCUCACUCUUGAAAGACUCUGUGGUUUGGGAGAGAGCGCCCUCAGGAUGGCCUUCCAACUAUGAUCGGCCGAGGGUGCAGACUAAGAAUUUUGGUCGGCCUUCGGGAUCCUUGGUGCACGCAUGUCCUUGGAGGUGGUCAGAGGGAGUGACACCUGGACCCGGGACAAGGCUCACUAGGUGGCCAUUUACCCAUGAUUUAUGUUUUGGUGUUUUUACAGAUUUUCCCUCUACAGGUUAUUACCAGUUCUUUCAAUAAAUAGGUCAGAAAAUGGCCCUUUAGAUCCA
This is a messenger RNA of Anolis carolinensis (green anole), 6890 nucleotides long. Its product is annotated as proline-rich protein 36. The transcript has 2 exons. The record is from RefSeq and is a predicted model, not a curated record. NCBI's taxonomy places the organism in Eukaryota, Metazoa, Chordata, Lepidosauria, Squamata, Anolidae. Gene Ontology annotation, molecular function: metal ion binding. The coding region runs from base 266 to 2533 and encodes 755 amino acids.